Messenger RNA from Penicillium oxalicum, 1119 nucleotides. Its product is annotated as bifunctional triacylglycerol lipase/ester hydrolase. The record is from RefSeq and is a predicted model, not a curated record. Gene Ontology annotation, cellular component: lipid droplet. Lineage: Eukaryota; Fungi; Ascomycota; Eurotiomycetes; Eurotiales; Aspergillaceae. Gene Ontology annotation, biological process: lipid storage. The transcript has 4 exons. The coding region runs from base 1 to 1119 and encodes 372 amino acids. Gene Ontology annotation, molecular function: lipase activity.
AUGGAUUCUCAAGUUACAUCGCGGGCGUUUUGCACGUAUACAUCUUCUCGAGAAGACGCCGCAACGACGGUGUUUUUCAUCUCCGGCAACCCGGGACUGAUCGGCUAUUACCAUCCAUUUCUAUCUCUUCUCACGGAGAAUUUAAAGCAGGAUCAAUCUCCAGAACAGUCCGUCACUGAUGACGCAAACAGACACAUCGAUCCCUCAUUUCAAAUCUACGGACGCAGUCUCGGUGGAUUCGAGAUUGAUGACGAUGGCAAUGACGAGGGCGAUGAACUUGGCACUUCAAAGGCCCGUUUGUAUGAUCUUGAAGACCAGAUCCGCUUUGUCCACGGGACACUAAAUGCACUCAUGUGUCGGAAUGCUGCCUUUGCCGGACAGUCUCUCGGCAAAGGUCCUCGUUCGCUGGGCAAGCGCAAUGUGAUCCUCGUGGGUCAUUCCGUCGGUGCCUACAUCGCGAUGGAAGUUCUUCGGCGGCACCGCGAAACAGUCCACAAUCUCGCCGACCCCCAAGAAGGAGACGUGCAUGGUGUAGAUUUCGACAUUAUCGGCGGUGUCAUGUUGUUUCCGACUGUGCAAGACAUCGCGCAUUCGCCAUCAGGGCGGAAGUUAACGACUCUUCUGUCCAUCAUCCCCCAUUUCGCAAUGGUCAUCGGGUUCUUGGCUAGUGUCCUGUCAACCAUUCUCCCCACAAGAGCCUUGCAGACCUUGGUCAAGCUGGUCAUGGCCAACCCACCAAAACAUGCCCUCGAGACCACGACCUCGUUCUUGAAAAGCCGCCAGGGUGUGCGGCAGGCUUUACACAUGGCCGCUGAUGAAAUGCGGACAAUCACGUCCGACAAAUGGACAGAUGAUGUCUGGGGCGUGGCGCAUACGCGUGAGCCGCUCACGGAACUGUUUUUCUACUUUGGUCGCAAUGAUCAUUGGGUCGCGGAGAAGACGAGGGAUGAGAUCAUUGCCAUGAGGGGGUCUGUGGACCGUGAAGAUGGGUUGGGCCCCAAGAUGAUCGUGUGUGAGGAAGGGUUACCGCACGCUUUUUGUUUGAAGCACUCUCAUGUGAUGGCUCGCAAGGUUGCAGCUAUGAUUCAGGAUAUUGCGAGGGGGGUGAGUGAUCGCUAG